Alternaria novae-zelandiae is the source of this 1155-nucleotide messenger RNA. RefSeq lists its product as uncharacterized. Gene Ontology annotation, molecular function: heme binding; iron ion binding; oxidoreductase activity, acting on paired donors, with incorporation or reduction of molecular oxygen. The record is from RefSeq and is a predicted model, not a curated record. NCBI's taxonomy places the organism in Eukaryota, Fungi, Ascomycota, Dothideomycetes, Pleosporales, Pleosporaceae. The transcript has a single exon. Bases 1 to 1155 code for a protein of 384 amino acids.
AUGCGCGACGAGACGGCGCAUUUGAAGUUGAGGAAUAAGAUGGCUCCUGGCUAUUCCGGGAAGGAGAAUGAAUCUAUGGAAGGCACUGUUGAUGAACAGGUAGCCGCUUUCAUCGAUUUGAUCGAGACGAAGUAUAUCUCGACCGCGACUGAAUACCGACCUAUGGAUUUAGCGCUCAAAACGCAAUACUUCACCCUGGACGUCAUCAGCGCACUGGCAUUCGGGAAACCGAUGGGGUAUCUAAAGCAAGACGUCGAUCUCCAUGAUUACAUCAAGAUCACCACGACAUACGUCCCCGUUAUGAUGGCGCUUUCGUACGUACCUUGGCUGGCGAAUCUGUUACAUUCGCGCCUGUUGAGAGGCGUGCUUCCCAAAGAGAGCGACAAGCUCGGCUUCGGGGCCUUCAUCAACGUUGCAAGGAAGGCGGUUGCGGAAAGAUUUGCAUCCAAGGAUUCCAAGCCAAAGUCCGAUAUGCUCGGAUCUUUUAUUCGCCAUGGUCUCACACCAGAAGAAGCAUCGAGCGAGGCGCUCUUGCAGAUUAUCGCUGGUAGCGAUACUUCGGCGUCUACAAUUCGCGCUGUGAUGCUGCAUACGCUGGCCAAUGCGUCUUCUUAUAGAAGACUGCAAGCGGAGAUCGACAACGGCAUUGCUGCUGGGACGAUUUCUUCGCCCAUUACGGAUGCUGAGGCGCGACAACUACCGUACCUUCAGGCUACUAUCAAAGAGGGCUUGCGCAUUCUGCCUCCAGCGAGUGGGUCGAACUUCAAAAGCGUUCCUGCAGGCGGUGAUAUCCUUGCCGGCAAAUUCAUUCCUGCAGGCACGCAGAUUGGGUCUUCCUAUCUCAGCAUCCAGCACUCUACAGAUAUCUUCGGUCCAGAUGCUGAGCUCUUCAGGCCAGAACGUUGGCUGGACGCUUCGGAAGAUCCUGCACGUCUUGCGCACAUGGCCAGUACCGUGGACCUAGUCUUCCACUACGGAAAAUACAAGUGUUUGGGCCAGAACGUCGCCUUGAUGGAAUUUAACAAGGUGUUCGUCGAGCUAUUGAGGCGAUUCGACUUCUCGAUCGUACAUCCGCACGAAGCGGCGAAGAUAUACAAUGCCGGGAUGUGGAUUAUGGAGGACUUUUCGGUCAGGGUCACACGACGUGUAGUCUGA